This is a messenger RNA of Myotis davidii, 976 nucleotides long. It is a transcript of the gene LIAS, whose product is annotated as lipoic acid synthetase. The record is from RefSeq and is a predicted model, not a curated record. Gene Ontology annotation, molecular function: 4 iron, 4 sulfur cluster binding; lipoate synthase activity. Lineage: Eukaryota; Metazoa; Chordata; Mammalia; Chiroptera; Vespertilionidae. Bases 141 to 887 code for a protein of 248 amino acids. Gene Ontology annotation, cellular component: mitochondrion. The transcript has 9 exons. Gene Ontology annotation, biological process: lipoate biosynthetic process.
GCAGCCAAUCGGGAGCCAGCUUGAAGUUUCACGGGUUCAGUGGUAUUUAAGGUCAGCUGUCAUAAAUACCAAGAGGAUUUUCUACCUGUUUUUUCCUGGUAGCUAGAUCCCGGGACCCUGCUGGAAGACGGAAGAGGGAGAUGUCUCUACGAUGCGGGGUAGUGGUCCGCACCGUGAGACCCCAGGUAUUUGGAAAAUAUUUGUGCAGUCCAGUCAGAGCAGUAAGUUCCUUGCCAGAUAAAAAAAAGGAAUUUUUACAAAAUGGACCAGACCUUCAAGAUUUUGUGUCUGGUGAUCUUGCCGACAAGAGCACCUGGGAUGAAUAUAAAGGAAACUUAAAGCGCCAGAAAGGAGAAAGGUUAAGACUACCUCCAUGGCUAAAGACAGAGAUUCCCAUGGGGAAAAAUUACAAUAAGCUGAAAAAUACUUUGCGGAAUUUAAAUCUCCAUACAGUGUGUGAGGAAGCUCGAUGUCCCAAUAUUGGAGAGUGUUGGGGAGGUGGAGAAUAUGCUACUGCUACAGCCACAAUCAUGUUGAUGGGUGACACAUGUACAAGAGGUUGCAGAUUUUGUUCCGUUAAGACUGCAAGAAAGCCACCUCCGCUGGAUGCCAAUGAGCCCUACAAUACUGCAAAGGCAAUAGCAGAGUGGGGUCUGGAUUAUGUUGUCCUGACGUCUGUGGAUCGAGAUGAUUUGCCUGAUGGAGGAGCUGAACACUUUGCAAAGACUGUAUCACACUUAAAGGAAAGGAAUCCAAAAAUUCUUGUGGAAUGUCUCACUCCUGAUUUCCGAGGAGAUCUUAAAGCAAUAGAAAAAGUCGCUCUGUCAGGAUUAGAUGUAUAUGCACAUAAUGUAGAAACAGUUCCAGAAUUACAGAGCACUUCGUGAGGCAGAUGUGGACUGUUUGACUUUAGGACAGUAUAUGCAGCCAACAAAGCGCCACCUCAAGGUUGAAGAAUACAUUACUCCUGAAAAGU